CCCCCGCCGCUGCCUGACCCGCUGAGUAUCUGCUGUCAAAAAUCCUUGCAUGUUAUAUCUGCAGCCGAGGACAAUUGUACAAUUCUCCCCUCAGCAAGGGGAACCACUGAACCAGACGAAAGAACCCGGCUUUGUUUGCAUUUCCUGAUAUUCAAGGCGGAGACUCCUCCCUCCCUCCCACUGCCUUGACUAAACAGUUCGCCUUUAUUCCCAAUCUCCUCGCCCCUGCGGAUUUUUUUUUUGUGGGGAGGGGGUAAAGUUUUAUUGCAGUGCGCUCUCUUCUGCCCGGGUGGGAGAUGCUGGAGGAGGAGGAAGAGUAUGACUCCACUUGGGUGGAGAGCGAAGAGGAGUCGGGGCGGCCGCCAUCGCCUGCGAGGUGUCCGGAGCCCCAGGAGAAGGGUGGAUCGGCGCUGGAGAAAGCGGAGGACCGACAGAAGCCCAGGUCAGAAUCAAGUAUGUGGAAGAAAAAUCGGGAUUAUGACAAGCCACGUCGGCGAAGUAAGAGAGCAGCGAUGGACCUCCAGAGAUAUCGGCACCAUUACCCUGAUCUGAAGGAUAAUGCAGAGCACAACAGCAACGUCAACUUUAUGUUCUACAUGAACAAGACAUGCUCUCAGCCCAAUGGUUGUAAAAUAUUGGAGAUGUUAACGAAGUGGAAGGGGAAGUACGAACAUUUGGAGAGGAACCAUUCAUACAUCCAGUGGCUGUUUCCGUUGCGAGAACCUGGAAUGAACUGGUGGGCCAAAGAACUGACAGUUCAAGAAAUCAAGUCAUUCAGACAAUCGGAUGUUGCAAAAGUGAGGCUAAUUGAAGCAUACAAGAUGAUGCUGGACUUCUAUGGCAUUAAGCUGGUGAACGAACAGACAGGAGAGGUGAAGCGGGCCCAUCACUGGAAACAGCGGUUUCACAACCUCAAUAUACACUCGCACAAUAAUCUACGCAUCACACGGAUACUGAAGUGUCUUGGAGAGUUGGGCUUCGAGCACUAUCAGACCCCACUGGUCAGGUUCUUUCUUGUAGAAACCCUGAUCAAUAAGCAGUUACCUCAGGUCAAGGACAGUGUACUGGACUACUUUCUUUACACCAUUAGAAAUAAAUCUGAGAGGAGAAAAUUGAUACUUUUUGCUCAGCAGUAUUAUCAGCCUCUUUCCGAAUUUGUCUGGGGACCUCCCAAAGGAACGGAACACCGGUUCAGCCACAUCUGUGAAGAACUGAAGAAGGAAAUGGUUGAACAACAGGGCGAGGAAUGUUCGGAUGAAGACAUGUUAACUAAAGCCACUGAUGUGCCAUCAGAGGCAGACAAAGAGCAGACUCUGAAAAAGAGACCAAGUUGUCCAGAUUCAAGCAAGGAGAGUGCAGCCUUUAUAAAGGACACUGAACAAAGAUCUGAAAAUCUUGUAACGCCUGGAACUCUUGACACAGCCUCAAGUCAGGAACACUGCAAUGCUGAAGAAAAGGUUAGUUGUGAUGGGAAACCUCCAGUUCCUGAAAAUAUUGAGAGACAAACUGAAGAUCAGGAAGAGGAUAUCGCCAAAGGCAGCGAACCCAUCGCACCACUAAAGGACUCUGAAACCAGCCUCAGACAGAAAAGUGAAGAUAAUUUGUCAUUGUCAGUGACCCAAGUCACGGUUAGUGAAACUGGCUGUCAACAAGGAAUGAAAUCCGAAGACAAGGUGACAUCUUCAGGAGAACCCAACCUGAUGACCGUGGAAGAGAAUAAAACUACAACACAAGGCCACGUCAGGAAAGACACGACAGGACUGACGGAUGGAAUAGCUGAAGCAGAACCAGCAGUCGCUGAAGAUGACAAGUGUGCAACAGAAGGAAGCAAAACUGGGAAUAUAGCAACAGGGGCAAUGGAUGAGAGAGCCGAGCCAGGACCAGGACCAAACAUCACAGGAGAGGAAAGACCCACAGAAGAAGACACAAAAAGGAAUACAGGAACAAUGGACCAGAAUACGUUCUCUGAAUCAGCAGGGGAUGAAGUAGACAAACAAUCUGUCCCUGAAAGUGGGACUCCGAGUUCUGCUAAAAAUGACAGCGAUUCUGGGGAAGAGAUGGAAAUUCAGGAGGCAAGACCUACUGAUGAAUGCCAGGGAGAAAAAGAUAUUGAAAUGAAAGAAAAUGAUAAUUAAAUGACCUGGAGGCAAAGAUAAUUAGCAAUGGAGGAAUUAGAUUUUAAAUAUGCUGGGAGAAAGGCAGAUGGUUUUUGGCUUUGUCACGCUGUGAAGUUUAGGAUACCAUUUUGCUAAGGAGCAGAAAGUCCCUGUGCAUCAAAAACGGUGACAUCAAACAGACGCCACAGGACUCCACAGGGUUAGGAGUUGGGGGAGUGAAUUAGCUUGUUGUCCCAUCACCCUUCGAAUCCCAGAGACUGAAUUUGGAAUUUAGUGUGUAAAAACACAUGUCGCUGAUUUUCUUAAUAUAACUUUGAUUGUAGAGGAAGUUGAACAAUAAACA
Messenger RNA from Pristis pectinata (smalltooth sawfish), 2460 nucleotides. RefSeq names its product opioid growth factor receptor-like protein 1. Gene Ontology annotation, molecular function: opioid growth factor receptor activity. Bases 297 to 2135 code for a protein of 612 amino acids. Gene Ontology annotation, cellular component: membrane. The transcript is spliced from 8 exons. The record is from RefSeq and is a predicted model, not a curated record. Lineage: Eukaryota; Metazoa; Chordata; Chondrichthyes; Rhinopristiformes; Pristidae.